AUGAGUGCCCGUUUAUUGAUAACUAAUGCUCGACAAAUUGUGCAAAUCACAGAAAGUGCUGAUAUUCGUUUCUUGAAAGGCAUUGACGCUGAUAGGAUUAAAAUUCUUGAAGAUAACGAUGCUCGUCUUGCAUUGUUGAUCAGUGAUGGCAUCAUUGCAGAUCUUGGAUUAUUUAAAGAAGUGAAAGAGCGCAAUGAUCUGUCCGAUGUUGAAAUAAUCGACGCUCAAAAGGGAGUCAUUCUACCGGGUCUUGUCGACGCUCAUUCACAUCCAGUUUUUGCUGGUGAUCGUGUGCAUGAGUUUGCAAUGAAGUUAGCUGGUGCAACUUACUUGGAGGUUCAAGCAGCAGGUGGAGGGAUUCAUUUCACGACUAGUGCUACUCGAGCUGCUACUGAAAACGAUCUUUAUCAAGACUUCAAAAAAAUCGCUAACCAAAUGCUAGCAUCUGGUACAACAACACUUGAAGCAAAAAGUGGAUAUGGAUUGGAAACAAGCACUGAAAUGAAAAUGCUAAAAGUGUUAGAGAGAGUGAAUCGCGAGGGUCCAUUGGAGAUUUCGGGAACAUUUUGCGGUGCUCAUGCAGUUCCUAGAGGCACCGACGAGCACACACAAACUCAUCUCAUAGCUGGGGAAAUGCUAGAUUUAAUUCGAAAAUGUAAAGAAAAUGGUGAAUUGAAAUGCGUUGAAAAUAUCGAUGUUUUUUGUGAGAAAGGGAAUUUCAAUGUUGAAAACACAGAACGCAUUCUAUUAGCCGGUGCAAAGAUGGGGCUUAAAGGAAAUUUUCAUGCCGAAGAAUUGAGCUGUCUGCAUAGCGCUGAAAUGGGAGCUCGUCUUCAAGUACAAGCGAUGUCUCAUUUAGAAGAGAUUUCAGAUGAUGGAAUUAAACAAAUGGCUCAAUCAGGAUCAGUGGCAGUGCUUCUUCCGUCAACUGCUUUCCUAUUGAGACUUACGCCACCACCUGCUCGUAAAAUGAUUAAUGAAGGCGUUAUUGUGGCUUUAGGUUCUGAUUUUAACCCAAAUGCUUGGUGUCCAGCGAUGGCAGCGAUCAUGCAUAUGGCUUGUGUGACAAUGAGACUCUCACUUGCGGAGGCUUUAUCAGCUGCAACUAUCAAUUCAGCUCAUUCGAUUGGAAGAGGUGCUACUCACGGUUCUCUUCAUAAAGGUCGAGUCGGCGAUCUUCUCAUUCUCAAAGUACCCAAAUGGGAGCACCUUAUUUAUAGAUUUGCCGCGCACAAUACAAUCAUUUCUCAUGUUGUAAAACGAGGAAACAUUGUUUACAAGAAUGAAAAUGUA
Messenger RNA from Mesorhabditis belari, 1293 nucleotides. The record is from the annotation of a GenBank genome assembly. Lineage: Eukaryota; Metazoa; Nematoda; Chromadorea; Rhabditida; Rhabditidae.